This is a messenger RNA of Procambarus clarkii (red swamp crayfish), 3069 nucleotides long. NCBI's taxonomy places the organism in Eukaryota, Metazoa, Arthropoda, Malacostraca, Decapoda, Cambaridae. The record is from RefSeq and is a predicted model, not a curated record.
AUGAAUAUUUUCUUCCAAGGACCCGUCACCGUCACACUCCUCCAGGGACCCGUCACCGUCACACUCCUCCAGGGACCCGUCACCGUCACACUCCUCCAGGGACCCGUCACCGUCACACUCCUCCAGGGACCCGUCACCGUCACACUCCUCCAGGGACCCGUCACCAGCCUCCACCGUCACACUCCUCCAGGGACCCGACACCGGCCUCCACCGUCACACUCCUCCAGGGACCCGUCACCGUCACACUCCUCCAGGGACCCGUCACCGUCACACUCCUCCAGGGACCCGUCACCGUCACACUCCUCCAGGGACCCGUCACCGUCACACUCCUCCAGGGACCCGUCACCAGCCUCCACCGUCACACUCCUCCAGGGACCCGUCACCGUCACACUCCUCCAGGGACCCGUCACCGUCACACUCCUCCAGGGACCCGUCACCGUCACACUCCUCCAGGGACCCGUCACCGUCACACUCCUCCAGGGACCCGUCACCGUCACACUCCAGGACCCGUCACCAGCCUCCACCGUCACACUCCUCCAGGGACCCGUCACCGGCCUCCACCGUCACACUCUUCCAGGGACCCGUCACCGUCACACUCCUCCAGGGACCCGUCACCGUCAUACUCCUCCAGGGACCCGUCACCGUCACACUCCUCCAGGGACCCGUCACCAGCCUCCACCGUCACACUCCUCCAGGGACCCGUCACCGUCAUACUCCUCCAGGGACCCGUCACCGUCACACUCCUCCAGGGACCCGUCACCGUCACACUCCAGGGACCCGUCACCAGCCUCCACCGUCACACUCCUCCAGGGACCCGUCACCGUCACACUCCUCCAGGGACCCGUCACCGUCACACUCCUCCAGGGACCCGUCACCGUCACACUCCUCCAGGGACCCGUCACCGUCACACUCCUCCAGGGACCCGUCACCGUCACACUCCUCCAGGGACCCGUCACCGUCACACUCCUCCAGGGACCCGUCACCGUCACACUCCUCCAGGGACCCGUCACCGUCACACUCCUCCAGGGACCCGUCACCGUCACACUCCUCCAGGGACCCGUCACCGUCACACUCCUCCAGGGACCCGUCACCGUCACACUCCUCCAGGGACCCGUCACACUCCUCCAGGGACCCGUCACACUCCUCCAGGGACCCGUCACACUCCUCCAGGGACCCGUCACACUCCUCCAGGGACCCGUCACCGUCACACUCCUCCAGGGACCCGUCACCGUCACACUCCUCCAGGGACCCGUCACCGGCCUCCACCGUCACACUCCUUCAGGGACCCGACACCGGCCUCCACCGUCACACUCCUCCAGGGACCCGUCACCGUCACACUCCUCCAGGGACCCGUCACCGGCCUCCACCGUCACACUCCUCCAGGGACCCGUCACCGUCACACUCCUCCAGGGACCCGUCACCGGCCUCCACCGUCACACUCCUCCAGGGACCCGUCACCGUCACACUCCUCCAGGGACCCGUCACCGUCACACUCCUCCAGGGACCCUCCACCGUCACACUCCUCCAGGGACCCUCCACCGUCACACUCCUCCAGGGACCCGUCACCGGCCUCCACCGUCACACUCAUCCAGGGACCCGACACCGUCACACUCCUCCAGGGACCCUCCACCGUCACACUCCUCCAGGGACCCGUCACCGUCACACUCCUCCAGGGACCCGUCACCGUCACACUCCUCCAGGGACCCUCCACCGUCACACUCCUCCAGGGACCCGUCACCGUCACACUCCUCCAGGGACCCGUCACCGUCACACUCCUCCAGGGACCCGUCACCGUCACACUCCUCCAGGGACCCGUCACCGUCACACUCCUCCAGGGACCCGUCACCGUCACACUCCUCCAGGGACCCGUCACCGUCACACUCCAGGGACCCGUCACCGUCACACUCCUCCAGGGACCCGUCACCGUCACACUCCUCCAGGGACCCGUCACCGUCACACUCCUCCAGGGACCCGUCACCGUCACACUCCUCCAGGGACCCGUCACCGUCACACUCCUCCAGGGACCCGUCACCGUCGCACUCCUCCAGGGACCCGUCACCGUCACACUCCUCCAGGGACCCGUCACCGUCACACUCCUCCAGGGACCCGUCACCGUCACACUCCUCCAGGGUCCCGUCACCAGCCUCCACCGUCACACUCCUCCAGGGACCCGACACCGGCUUCCACCGUCACGCUCCUCCAGGGACCCGUCACCGUCACACUCCUCCAGGGACCCGUCACCGGCCUCCACCGUCACACUCCUCCAGGGACCCGACACCAGCUUCCACCGUCACAAUCCUCCAGGGACCCGUCACCGUCACAAUCCUCCAGGGACCCGUCACCGUCACACUCCUCCAGGGUCCCGUCACCAGCCUCCACCGUCACACUCCUCCAGGGACCCGACACCGUCACACUCCUCCAGGGACCCGUCACCGUCACACUCCUCCAGGGACCCGACACACUCCUCCAGGGACCCGACACACUCCUCCAGGGACCCGACACACUCCAGGGGGCCGACCUCCGGAGCACGUGAGUGACUGUGUGAUGAUGGUGGAGAUUGUAAACAUUGCUGCCAGUGGAACUCUUUAUUCAAUUGUUCCUAAAAUUUCCACUUGGAAGUCCACCCCGAAUGGGGUUAAUAGCAUGGUGAACUUGGGUUGUGGUGAGGCGUACGGCAGCAGCAGCAGCAACAUGGCCCGCACGCCCCUCAAACAUUCCUUCUCCAUCAGCUCACUCCUGUCGGAGGCCGUCCUCAACGCCGUUCCUGCCCACGCAUCAGAGCAGCCCGUCAAGAACCACGACCUGUGCCGCUUCGGCUGGCGCCGUACGCCGCCGCUGGUCUCGGGAGGGGGCCGCUCGGGUCUCUCCCUGGGGUGUUGUCAAGUGGUCUGGCGUCAACCGCACUGCUACCAGCAAGCAAGAUGUUCUAAAGAUUUUGUCAAGAAUGAAUCGGAACGAGAGAAGGCUCCGGGAGUGUUCAUGUCUCCAACACUCACGCCGGAGACACACGUAAACAGGAUAACAUCGGCAGCAUACGAGACGUUGGCAAAAUAUAAGAACUUCGUUUAG